Molecule: messenger RNA, 1641 nt
Organism: Punctularia strigosozonata HHB-11173 SS5
Lineage: Eukaryota; Fungi; Basidiomycota; Agaricomycetes; Corticiales; Punctulariaceae
Product: Mg transporter
Exons: 7
Coding region: 1-1641 (546 amino acids)
Biological process (GO): monoatomic cation transport
Cellular component (GO): plasma membrane
Molecular function (GO): monoatomic cation transmembrane transporter activity
Source: RefSeq, a predicted model, not a curated record
AUGUCUUCGCUUGAAUUUCCUUCGCCUCCUUCGACUCGCGCAUCUUCGGAACAUGACAUCGAGAUGAUCCACAUGGAGGAGGUUGCUGUCACACCGCGACCUGAGCAGAACGGCCAUAGCCACCACGUGAAGUACGAACAUGAAGAGAACGACGAAGACGACGAAGACGAAGACGAAGGUGCCCGUGCCUUGCUGGGCUCUCGUGCGUCUCAUGAUCGACCCCGCGGGCGGGAACGGUUGGACGAGGAUGACACGGGCAAAUGGCUGCAAGUGAAAGGGAUCGUGAUCGAGACAGCCCCUACCCUCCUGCUUACUACCCUGGGCCUGCUGUUUACCGGCGAGCUGCUGGACCAUGUUGCACAUUGGCGGGCCAUGAAACGCGUGAACGAACUGCUUAUGAUCAUUCCCGUGAUCCUGAACCUCAAGGGUAACCUCGAGAUGAACCUGUCUGCGCGUUUAGGAACCGCGGCCAACAUGGGCGAGCUAGAUUCUCCCGCCGCUCGAAGGUCGCUCAUACUGGGAAACCUCACCCUACUCCAGGUGCAAGCGACUGUGGUAUCAUUUGUGGCGGCAAACGUAGCGUUCCUUCUCAGCUUCGUCAUGCCCGCGGUUGAUCCUCCCGUCACGCUUCCCGGCACCUCAAAUGAUACGCUGGCCAUCCCUGACCCGGAUGUGUCCACCAACGCGACCUUGUUCAUGCCUCUGUUUGCACGAGUCCCGCGACCUGGCCAAAGGCCGAUCAACGACGGCCACCCGAGGUCCGGCCUGGCGGAAUACGUGAUGGUGACCUCCACUUCUAUGUCGGCUGCGUGCCUGUCAAGUCUCAUCCUGGGCUCCUUCAUGUGCGGCCUCGUGGUGCUCUGUAGGCGAUUCGGCCGGGAUCCAGACAACAUUGCACCACCAAUAGCAGCAUGUCUUGGAGAUCUUGUCACGCUCUGUCUCCUCGGUCUGGUCUCAUCGAUCUUCAUCUUCGUCAUCAACACGCCUUUCCCAUUCGUGGUCACCAUAUUACUCAUGCUCUCCGCAAGCGCGUGCGUCGGAUUCACGCGCCGGAACGACUCUGUCAAGCACCUUCUCGGACAGGGUUGGUCGCCCUUAUUCGGGGCGAUGGUGAUUAGCAGCGGGUCCGGUAUAGUGCUCGACCUCUUCGUCAGCAGAUAUGAAGGUUUCGCGCUGUUGGCGGUGGUGAUCAGCGGCCUUCCCGGUAGCACGGGCUCCGUGUUCGUCUCGCGGCUAUCGACUGCAUUGCACGCUGCCGCCGCGUCGGCAGGUGCGCUUCCCACGUCGUCGAAACUGGGCACUCGGCAGCCUAGCCCGCGGCUGGUGAUGCUCACGCUGCUCCUGGUAACGUUCCCGGUCGAGCUUGUGUUCCUCGGGACGCUCCGCGCCCUUGGCUGGCUGCGACCGCCCGUCCUGUUCGUGGCUUUCUCGGUGCUUUUCUUCUGCAUCGCCGUUUCGGUAUCUUUGCUUCUCGCACAGGUGCUCACGAAUUUUCUGUGGUCGAAGAAUCUUGACCCGGACAUGUACGCGAUGCCGAUACACUCGGCGCUCGUCGAUCUUGUAGGACAGCUUCUGCUCGUCGUGUGUUUCGAGAUCGUGUCGAAAUUGGGGGCCGACGUGCGAGCUCCACAAGGAGGGUGA